AUGAAAGACGCGGCACAGACGACUUCGCAAAGUCAAGAACAGCAGCAGCUGCAGCAGCGUCCUUCCGCUUUGGGGAGGGAGCGGAAGCCGUCGCCCUUUUUAAAUAAACAGCAGCAUUUGCAAAAUACACUGCGCUGCGACUAUGUCCUUUUGUGGUACGAACGAGACCCAAAAUCGCCUCCUGGUCAGUGCCCAAACUUCUUGACCGUUGGGGACCCUAUUCCGGUCUCGCUCUCACAUCACGUGUUUAUGCAGAUGGCGUUCGGGGUACUGAAGGAUCGGUUGAUAUCUGCACCGUCUCGAAAUAAGUCUGUAGAAGUGGAGAAGGGUGUUGGAAAGGGCGAUGUGGCUUUGGAGUCGUCUUCUCGAGAGGCGGAGACACAGACAUCGGGGACACAUGAUGCUGCGGGUUCCAGGAAAAAGAAAACUCCGACAUUGCACGAGCAGGAUGUUGUGGCUUUGUUUUGCUUCUUGUGGCAGUAUGUUUCCAGUAUGCUUCAGUCACAGGCGGAGGCCCUUCAUGCCUUUCGAAGAAAAAAUAAAAAUGCCCCAGCACCAAAAACGACCGUUCGCAUGACAAAACAGCAGCUGCGCCUACAGAUGGUUUUGGAACAUGGCGUGGAUGUACGUCAGUUUCUUGGCGACGGUCUUUUGACAUCAAAUGCUGUGAGCGAGGCCUACUGCAAAAGACUCAUGACCGGAAAAGUGAUGGAGGAGGAGUUUUUAAAUCAACUUUCAAAACCUGCGGGGAUGGCGCAGACUUGCUCCAUGAUGUGA
Molecule: messenger RNA, 777 nt
Organism: Trypanosoma cruzi
Lineage: Eukaryota; Euglenozoa; Kinetoplastea; Trypanosomatida; Trypanosomatidae
Exons: 1
Coding region: 1-777 (258 amino acids)
Source: RefSeq, a predicted model, not a curated record